UUUCCACGACCAGCCACAGGUGUCACAUUUCAAGAAUCGUCAUUCAGGUGUGUGGGACUGGCUAGCUGUUUUUGAAUUGAAGCCGUCGUACUUGAAUUGCAACCUGCACCUGGCGCGACUUUCUCCAGAGAAGUUGAUCUAACGAACGACAUUUGAAAAGUAACUUUAACUGAAUACAAAAAAAGGACAAAAUGAGCAAAAUUUCUAAAUUGUUCAAGGGAAGCUCAAGUUCGAGCUCUUCUAGCCACUAUCCAAGCUCUUCGAAGUCGAAACAUGGCCAUCGGUCUCGGACAGGACCUACCCCGCAGGAGGCCAUUCACAAACUUCGAGAAACAGAGGCGAUGCUGGCGAAAAAACAGGACUUCUUGGAAAAUAAAAUUGAACAAGAAAUUAUGAUAGCAAAGAAGAAUGGCCUCAAGAAUAAACGUGCGGCCCUCCAGGCACUGAAGAGGAAGAAGCGCUUUGAGCAGCAGCUCACCCAGAUUGACGGGACCCUCUCCACCAUCGAGUUCCAAAGGGAGGCAUUGGAGAAUGCCAACACCAACACUGAGGUCCUGAAGACCAUGGGCUACGCUGCCAAGGCCAUCAAGGGGGUCCACCAGAACAUGGAUCUGGAUAAAAUUGACUCUCUGAUGCAGGACAUCACUGAGUCGCAGGAAGUGGCCCAGGAGAUCUGUGAUGCUAUCUCCCGACCUUUCGGAGAUGCAUUUGAUGAGGAUGAGCUGUUAGGGGAGCUGGAGCUGGAGGAGAGCAUGACGAACAUGGGCAGAGUGCCCAGUGUGCCCACCGCCAAGCUGCCCACCAAGCUUCCCUCAACUCGACCCAGCCGGCGCACUCCGUCCAAGAAGAGGGCAGAGGAUGAUGACAUGCAGAUGCUGGCAGCCUGGGCAGUGUAACUAACACGCACCAGAUUCUAAAUGUACAAAUGUUAAUUUUAAUGUUUUUAUCUUUAUAUUCUAAUCAGUUUCUUAGGGAAAAGCCAAUGAUCUCUAUUUUGUUGGAUUGUUUUAUGUGUGUUGUACAAUUAUGGAAGUGAAGUAUUGGAAUGUGUGCUCUGACUAGGUGAUUUUUUUAUUACUGCUACAUUACACAAUUUUCUGUCAAUGAAGGAUACAGUUGCUAGUGAAAGUCUACACACCUCUCUUUAAAUUUAGCUGCCUUAAAAUGAAAGGGAUAGUUUGCCUAUUUUAAAACGGUGCCAGGGAAACUAAACCAAAGCAUGGAUUGCUGUCGUACUUUGUCCAUAGACCGCUUACUGAGUAAGGAAACCAAUAACAUUUUCGCAUUUGUUGCACAAAUCCCAUUUAAGUCAUGGUGUGGUUACUUGUCGUUGUGAGGCCAGUUGGACCUACUGCCAAAUUCUUUUAAAAUUAUGUUAAGUGGCUUAGGGUAGAGAAAUGAACAUUAAAUUCUCUGGCAACAGCUCUGGUGGGGCUUUCCUGCAGUCAGCAUGCCAAUUGCACACUCCCUCAACUUGAGAUGUCUGUUGCAUUGUGUUGUGACAACUGCACAUUUUAGUGGCUUUUUACUGUCCCCAGCGCAAGGUGAACCAGUGUAAUGAGCAUGCUGUUUAAUCAGCUUCUUGAUAUGCCACACCUGUCAGGUGCAUGGAUUAGCUUUGCAAAGGAAAAAUGCUCACUAACAGGGAUGUGAACAAAUUUGUGCACAAUUUUAGUUUUUUUUUGUGCAUCUGGAACAUUUCUGUGAUCUUUUUAUUUCAGCUCGUGAAACAUGGUAGCAACACUUUACAUGCUGCAUUUUAUAUUAUUGUUCAGUGUAUAAGUGACAGAUUCACAAUCAAUUGUAGAUGCUUUUGUAUGAUUUGUUCAUGGUAUGUUAAAAAAAAGCAAGCUAAUAUUGGUACUAUGACUUGAAUAGUUUUUGUGCCACAAAUGCUAAAAUGUUCACAUUUGGUAACAGUGCCAAGGAAAUAAAGCAAAUGCAAGGAUUGCUCUCA
Messenger RNA from Oncorhynchus gorbuscha (pink salmon), 1957 nucleotides. RefSeq names its product charged multivesicular body protein 4C (gene chmp4c). Gene Ontology annotation, biological process: late endosome to vacuole transport via multivesicular body sorting pathway; vesicle budding from membrane. The record is from RefSeq and is a predicted model, not a curated record. Lineage: Eukaryota; Metazoa; Chordata; Actinopteri; Salmoniformes; Salmonidae. Gene Ontology annotation, cellular component: cytoplasmic side of plasma membrane; ESCRT III complex; multivesicular body.